This is a messenger RNA of Thlaspi arvense, 498 nucleotides long. The record is from the annotation of a GenBank genome assembly. Lineage: Eukaryota; Viridiplantae; Streptophyta; Magnoliopsida; Brassicales; Brassicaceae.
AUGUUGAUUCCAGGUUGGAUGUUGAAACUCAACCAAACCGUCAUGCUGUGCUUGGAGCUGCCAAUUCCCGUCCGGAUCUGUGGUGUCCAGCUGAAGCUAACGUGUUUGCGUCGUGUUCUGUGGAUGGGACUGUUGCAGUUUGGGAUGUCUGAGCUGGGAAGUCGCCUGCAGCUGGCUAGUUGCAUGUUGGCCUCAGGGAGUGAUGACGGGUCAUUCUCUAUCCGUGAUCUCAGACUAAUCAAGGUGUAUUUACAAGAUCCAUGGCGUCAUGCUUCAAAACAAACUUCAUCUCCUGAACUGCCUUCUUACACCAUAAACUGCCGUAACUGUGGCCAUGGAACUGAUCUAAGAGGAUGCCCUCAAUCUCCAAUGGUCAUUGAAGGUAAAUCAAAUAAUUGCAGCUCAUCAGAUGCUGUAAACAAAGUGAGACAACAGAUGGUAGAACACAUCGGUUUAUGGUUGUCUGAAUGUCACGGAUCAACUAGGAGUUCUAUGUAG